AUGCCCAGCUAUUUCAAUUUGGUGGUUUUUGCCGCGAAGCAACGGCCCUCCGUGUUCGUGGUCUGCUCUAUCCCGCCAAAACCAGUCUACCUUGCUUCUGUGGAUACGUUGCCCUAUGGUCUCCUCCGGUCCUGCUGCUACUCCGAACUAGACUCGCUUUCUCUGAGCAUGGUUGCUUUCCGUGCUCUGAGAUCUUCAAAGCUCAUCUCAUGGAAACCGACUGGCAGGCUUCAGCAAACCCUAGCAGGUUGUGUAGAGCGGCGAGGUAACACUUUACACUCUGGGAAGGCUUCAGUAGUCAAACUCGGUCCUGGAUUUGUAGGAGAAGGGAGGUAUUUCGAUUUCCGGUCCAAUUCGAUACCAGCGUCGAUUGAUUUUGCUCACCAGUCACCUCUCUGCACCACAUUGUGCAAAGAUGGUUUCAGAGUACGAACUGUUGAGCACUUGCUUUCUGCUUUGGAGGCGACUGGUGUUGAUAAUUGCAGAAUUGAGAUAGAAAAUGUGGAUUCUGGAGGAGAUUGUGCUGAGAUCCCCAUAUUUGAUGGGUCAGCUAGUGAAUGGGUAGCAGCGGUGGAAGAAGUUGGCUUAAAGGUGGCAACUGAUCACCACGGCAAUAGUUGUGAAAAAUUAGCUCCACAUCUGAAUGAACCAAUGUACGUUUUCAGGAAUGAUUCUUUUGUUGCUGCAUUUCCUUCAACAAUGGUUCAAAUAACAUAUGGAAUUAACUUUCCUCAGGCAAGUGCUAUUGGAUUGCAGUGGUUUUCAACCCCUUUGGAUAAGUUACUUUAUUCCAAACAGAUAGCUUUGUCGAGAACCUUCUGCAUUCAUGAGGAGAUUGAACAAAUGCGCAAUGCUGGACUGAUUAAAGGGGGUAGUCUAGAAAAUGCCAUUGUUUGCAGUGCCCAUAAUGGUUGGUUAAAUCCACCUUUGCGUUUCGAUGAUGAACCAUGUCGCCAUAAGGUCCUAGAUCUUAUAGGAGAUCUUUCCCUUUUUGCUCAGUUUGGGAAUCAAGGGGUCCCAGUGGCACACGUUGUAGCUUACAAGGCGGGCCAUGCAUUGCAUGCUGAUCUGGUACGCCGCCUAAUGGGAACGAUUUGAAGGCUCACAUGUUGACUCUGGCCUCCAAAAUUUCAUUGUUGGUGAAUUUGUUCUGAAGCUUAACUCAUGAAGAAGAGAUGCUGAAACAUCUGGACGUUUCGUGAUGUCAAGGCAAUGCAAUGUGGAAAGCUGAAUAAUGGCCCUCUGAUUCUUACUCAUUUUUUACGUUAUAUUGUGACUAGUUUGUUCAAAACGCUCUCAAUAAUGUUUCGGAAAAAAUUGAGAAUUUCAAAGAGAAGUUUGAAAUACUAAAUUCAGACAAAA
Molecule: messenger RNA, 1362 nt
Organism: Neltuma alba
Lineage: Eukaryota; Viridiplantae; Streptophyta; Magnoliopsida; Fabales; Fabaceae
Product: probable UDP-3-O-acyl-N-acetylglucosamine deacetylase 2, mitochondrial
Exons: 7
Coding region: 1-1098 (365 amino acids)
Biological process (GO): lipid A biosynthetic process
Molecular function (GO): UDP-3-O-acyl-N-acetylglucosamine deacetylase activity
Source: RefSeq, a predicted model, not a curated record